AUGGAGUUCGUGGAUGCGAUUGGAGAGCUCAAGGCCCUUCCGGAUGGCACCCACCUCCUCUGCCCGCGCCAACACGACGAAGAUUACGGCCGAUACGAUGACUCAGAACAUGUCGAUGAGCAAGGGAAGAGUGUCAAAGAGCAGGUGGCUGUGGCAACUGCGCGAAAAGAGAAAUUCCUCUCUUGCAUGCGCAUACUUGCAUAUAAUGCGGAUGGCAUCGAAGAACUCCAAACCUGGGUUUUAACGAAACUCGACGAAAACCUGGAGAAAUGCGACCUCUGUAUCAAACAAUACUACACGGGGAAAAUCUGGCUCAUGGAUCAGCUUAAGAUGGACUACCAAGAUGAGGAUAUCGAGGCUUUCUUUCAGCGGGUCGAUGAGUGGGAUAUCAAGCGCAUUACGCGGAACUUGAAUACGGCCACGACACAAUUAAAAAGUGUGCCCCCACAGCAGAUCGCGCUGGAUGUUCUGGAAAGAGCAGCCUUGCUUUCUAUAUUUGAAACUCUGAGUUGUGAGGCUAUGCUGCGCAGUGAUAGUCUCUUGACGGAACAUUUUGAUGAGCCUUUCAAACUCAUCCAGACAAAACGAACUUUGAAGAUCUCUGAUUAUGUACCGGCGGUCACUCGUUUCCUUUUCGACUCAAACCAACUCCGCAGCUUCUGGGCUAUCUCCACCUGGACACGAUAUGGAAGACCUCCAACCGCGCUGGAGUUCGACUGGGCGAUUCGCGAUGGCCUUCUGAGUGCAUUGCAAGCUGGUUCUAUGCAGCCACCACAGCUUACCGUCAUUCAACGCCUUUGGCGUGGCAUGCAAUUGAUUGUGAAAAAACUUGACAAAGAGCAGAUUACUCACAAACUUCGCGCGCUUGAUAUUGACCCUCUCCGCCUCUCGGUCGAUCAUUUGAGCUUUCCAACACCGGGACUGCGAUUCCUCUUGAACACUAUUCAGACCUUCCUCGAGAAGGCCCCGGCCGAUUUCUGGGAUGCUAUGCAGACAAUAUCCCCGCAAGCUCUCAUGGAACACACUUUCUUCAACACACAAUUCAACACUUUCCUCAUGCAAACUACCGAAGGCGAGCCUUAUGAAAAGUCGGCAAUGAAGGACAUGCUUUCAUGGAUUGACCCAUUCUUGGCUUCUUUGAAGCCCGCACACUCACCAGCUGCUUCCCGGUUCCUCGCAUUGCAAUUAUUAAGACGCCUGCAGGAUCCACAAUACCCCCAAUUAUCUCGAUACCACUGUUUCCAUGUUGGACUUACAAGUCUCCUCCAUACCCUCCGUCGAUUUACAGACAAUGAAUCUUCGCGGAGCUCGGUCGAUCAUAUUGUGCUGGAGACUACCAUGGGUGUGCUGAGUGAUAUCAUUGAAGUCAUCCUGAACACGCCGACAUUUGCCGUUGAGCAGAGCCGCCAACAGGAGAUUGUCGAUUUUUGCAUGGACGUGGUUCGCAACACUCUUGCUCUGGAGUGUCAGUCCUUGAAGAGUGACUACGAAGUAAUUCUCAAGCAUGGAACUCUCUCACACAGAGUCUCUACGUAUUCUCCGCCGAUAUGGGGUGCGGUUGUCAAACAUCUUCACCAGGACAAUCCCGCUCUUUCGAAGGCAGCCUUGCUCGGAAUCCUGCCCCUCGUCGGCCUGGAAAAAUUCCCGACCAAAGGCGAGGAGAAGCAAAAGGGUACCUUCAAUGAGACAUACGAUAACCUUACUCGCCUCUCUUGCCAGGUCAUCGAGCGCCUGGCGGAAUUCAGGCCAGACCAUCUCGAAUCGCUUUUCAAAAGCCAGGAUACCAGCAGCGCUCUUAUCUCAACGCUCUUCGCCGCAGAUGUGCAUACCUACCAAGCAUCUGUCGAUUUGAUCAAGAACUUCAGCGGCCACUCGGCUCGCCGAGACGCCAUUUCCUAUCUGCUACAGAAGACGUUCGUGACAACUAUGUACGGACUGAGUUGGUCCUUCCGCCGAAUCUCUAACAUGAAAACCUUCGCACCCGCCCCGCGAAUGCUCCACACUGGUACGGAUAUCGUAGAGAUUCUGUGUAAUAGUCAGACUGGUAUGCUGCGUACACGCAAUCUUGUGGACCGUCGCGAGGUGUUGUCUUUGCAGAAGCUUUGGGAGUUUCUGUGGCAGGCGUUGACAACCAUCUUUAAUGAGACAGAGGCUUGGCAUCUUCGGGGAAAUGACAAAUCCGUAAUGCUUGAGUUCUGUCGAGACACAAUCCAGUUCGCCGACUUUCUGUUUGACCAGUAUGGUGUCUUCCUUGGUGCAGUGGGAGAUGCGGAUCCUGGUCAAAAGUCGGUGUCGGAGAACUUCCUGAAGCCUCCCACCGUCACCAUGAGUGCAAUGGUGAAAUGGUUGAGGCUGAAGGACGAGUAUCUUGCUACUACCUUGGUUGGUCUUGUCUCUAAGCUCUUGCGCAGACUAGGUAGCUUGGAUGUUACUACCGUUCGUCCGGACGCGUUGGAGUUCAUUGAGGGCGUGUCCGUCAAUGGGACUAUUCGUACUAUCCUGACUACACGCGAUAAGGCCGAGCUUGUUCGCUCGUUGGAGGCAUACUACAAGAAGCCUGUUGUCACAGCGUCUACCGCUGCCAUGAAAAAGCAGAGCUCUAUCACGGCAUUUGCCAAAUCGUCGGACCUCUCAACCCCGUCAUCUCGCCAGGCUAGUACUGUCCCGAGUGAUGAUGACUUUGACGAUAUUCCCGAUAGCACGCUCCUUGACCUUUCUCGAUCCGUGGAGCUCAACAAGAAUCGUCUUGCGAUCGAGGCUAAACGUAAAGCAGCUUUGCAAGCUGGAAAGUCCUCGUUGGUGACUCCUAGAGUGCGUCCCCCUAUUUCUCAACAGGUCUCUUCCCAGCGUCCGAAAGACGAUGCUAGCAGUGUGUUGUCGUUCCGUGAGAAGCGUGAACGCGAGAAAGAAGCCAAGAAGAAACGUGAUCUGGAAAUUGCCGCACGGAUGAAGAAGAAUCUUCCGGCGCGCGGUGUUGGCGAGCUGACAGCCGAGCAGGGCUCUGGCCUGAAGGGUAUCGGCGUCAAGGGCAAAGACCAUGCCCUCCCUGCCGACAGUAUGAUGGUCUCUUCUGGCGAAGAUUCGGAUUCCGAGAGCGAGGAUGAAUUGGACAAGGAGUUGUUUGGCGCAAAGGCGAAGAAGCCUGAUGCAGUGGCCGCCUAUGAGCUAAGCAAGAAGCAGUCACUGCAGCAGCAGCCCGUCAAGAAGACCAAGCGUCAUCGUUCGAUUAAAGAUAUGCGUGCUCGUCUAGCACCCGAUCUUUCCAGUCUCCACCACUCAAUCCUUUCGUGGGAUUUCUUCUCAACUGGCGAUCUCCCCUCCUCAUCUGGUCGCUCCGAUUAUACUCUGGUCUCCAACACCUUCCGCACCUCUACCGAGUACCAGAGUACAUUUGAGCCAUUGUUGAUUCUUGAAGCCUGGCAGGGUUUCCAACAGGCCAAAGAGGAAGGUUCUUUCCGUCCCUUUGAAGUGAAGAUCAUGUCUCGCUUGACUGUUGAUACAUGGAUUGAGUUCAGUACGCAACCGGUUGGAAUGCCUCUGAAAGACUUCAGCAUGGGUGAAGGCGACCUCGUAUUAUUCUCUAGCUCGUCUAACCCGACCGGAGAUCCCGAUGCCGGACAUGUACUUGCCCGUGUGGCUGGUAUCAAUCGUAAAGGCGGCAAGCAAGAAGUCACGUAUCGGAUGAAUAUUGGAAAUAGCAAGUUCCAUUCUUCCUUCGGUACGGGUUCAACAUCUUGGGCUACCAAGAUCACCUCUUUGAUCCCCGUAGAGCGAGAGUAUGGUGCCCUUAUGGCUCUGCAGUUCUACGAUCUGUGUGACGAGGUUGUUCAAGCCAAGCCUUCACCAAUUCUUUCAUACGGAGAGGCUAAGCUGGAUCCAUUGAUGAAGAACUACUCUGUCAACCGUGCCCAGGCUAGGGCUAUCAGGCACGCCAUGGACAACGAUGGCUUUUCUCUGAUCCAGGGUCCCCCCCGUCUUUUGACAAAUGUGCUCGGCAAGACAUCUGUCUCGAUUGGACCUGGAUAUCAUGCCAAUCAGCCCAAAGCACCAGGGAAGAAGAUCCUGAUCUGUGCACCAAGUAACGCUGCCGUCGACGAGUUGGUGAUGCGUUUGAAGGAAGGUGUCAAGACGACUAAUGGCAAUCAUGAAAAGCUCUCAGUUGUCCGUCUGGGACGAAGCGAUGCCAUCAAUUCCAAUGUUCUCGAUGUCACUCUUGAUGAGAUGGUGAAUGCACGCCUCAACAAGAACACCAGCUUUAGCAACGGUGUUGACAUGCAGAAGCUUUAUGAAGAGCACAAGGCCACUGAUACUCGAUUCAAAGAGAUCCGUACUUCCUUGGACGAAUGCAGGGCCAAGGGUCUGCCUGCUCCGGAGGAACUCGAGCGCGAUUUCGAGUUGACGAAAAAGAAGAGGUCUCAGCUGAGUACGGAUAUCGACAAGGCUCGAGACCAACUUCACACCCAGACCCGAACCGCAGAGCUCAACAAGCGACGUGCCCAGCAAGAGGUCAUUGACGGCGCGCAUGCUAUCUGCACCACUCUCAGCGGUUCCGGCCACGAAAUCUUCCAGGGCAUGAACGUCGAAUUCGAAACUGUCAUUAUCGACGAGGCGGCUCAGUGUAUUGAGCUGAGCGCGCUCAUUCCGCUGAAGUAUGGCUGUUCCAAGUGCAUUUUGGUCGGUGAUCCCAAGCAAUUGCCUCCUACUGUUCUCUCGAAGAUGGCUUCCUCGUUCCAGUACGAACAAAGUCUCUUCGUUCGUAUGCAGAAGAAUCAUCCAAAGGACGUACAUUUGCUGGAUGUUCAGUAUCGUAUGCAUCCAGACAUCAGCCGUUUCCCCAGUCUCACGUUCUACGAUGGCAAGCUUGAGGAUGGUCCCGACAUGGCGAAGCUUCGAAGCCGCCCAUGGCAUCAGAGCGAUUUGCUGAGCCCCUAUCGCUUCUUCGACGUCCAAGGCAUGCACCACAGUGCCACUAAAGGCCACUCGUUGAUCAACCAUGCAGAAGUGCGAGUAGCAAUGCAGCUCUAUGAACGACUCGUCACAGAUGUGAAGAGCUACGACUUUGCAGGCAAGAUCGGUAUCAUCACCCCGUACAAGGGCCAACUCAGAGAAAUGAAGACCCAGUUUGCUUCCAGAUACGGCGAGGAAAUUCUCACCAAAGUGGACUUCAAUACUACGGAUGCCUUCCAAGGUCGGGAAGCUGAAGUCAUCAUCUUCUCUUGUGUCCGCGCUUCCAACAAAGGUAUCGGUUUCUUGGCCGAUAUCCGUCGUAUGAACGUCGGGUUGACUCGUGCAAAAUCUUCGCUCUGGGUGCUUGGUAACUCGCAAGCCCUUCAGCAAGGCCAGUUCUGGAAUAGCCUUAUUCAAGACGCGCGUGGGCGUCAGGUGUAUACAGAAGGAAACAUUACUCAAAUGCUCGAGCGACCACAAUUUACAGGCUACAAAGAAGUUGAGAUGACUGAUGUCGGUCCACUCCUACCUGGGCCGUCGGUCGAAACCUCGGAUUCGGCGAAAGCAGAGUCCCCAGCGCCGCCUAUUUCUCGACAAUCCCCGGCGUCUGUUGGACCGGCUUCUCGCUCGGUGUCGAUGUCGAUACCCAGUCGGGAAACUCCGAACGCACCACCUGAAGGCCCCUCAGGCGGGAGAAUGGGGCUAGACACUACCAGGAACUGUGGGAUUUGCGGUAGCAAUGAACAUUUUGCCUACAACUGCGAUAACGUCGAAGCUCAAGAGGCAUCGCGUGGCAAGUGUUUCCGAUGUGGGGAAUCUGGCCACUCCAAAGCUCGAUGCACUGCUGAGCUCUGUCUUCAGUGUGGUCAGCUUGGUCAUUUGACUUCUCAGUGCAAAGCACCGCCCAAGACACUUACCAAGUUCGAAAGGUCGAAGCUACAGAAUCAGCAACGCAAAUUCGAGGACCUUCGGAAACAGAACGCCGACCGUCAGCAACAACGUCAGGUUGCAAGAGUUAAUCCCCAGGUGCCUACCGUGAAAGCAACGACUGAAAAUCCAGUUAAAAAGGAGGAGAACAAGCCUCAGAACCAGCACCAGAUUGAGUAUCGGAACGACCACCGGAACGAGAAGCAGAAUCAAAACCAAAACGAUUCUGCUCGCCACCAAAAGCGCAAACGCAAUGACUCGGCACCCGAUGCUCCACAGGCAAUGCGACAACGCACCGAUGGUCUUCCCGAUGCGCCUAAGGGUCCCAAAGGCCCCAAAGGUCCGAAGGGUUCUAAUGUUCCGACUGGAUCUCGGAAUCCAGACCCACCAAGCGAUCUCAUCAAACCUUCCCGCGAUGGACCAGCAUAUGCGACAGGCAAGCCACCUGCACCGGCAAUCCGGGCCCCAAGUGGACCGUCGGCUGGCAGAGCCGGAGAGGCCCCGCCGAAACCAAGGCCACAGAUGAUGCGAAAGAAGAAAGACGCAGACCCAUUCAUUCGGCCCAAACAGCGACGCAAAUAG
Molecule: messenger RNA, 6456 nt
Organism: Penicillium waksmanii
Lineage: Eukaryota; Fungi; Ascomycota; Eurotiomycetes; Eurotiales; Aspergillaceae
Product: putative tRNA-splicing endonuclease
Exons: 5
Coding region: 1-6456 (2151 amino acids)
Biological process (GO): termination of RNA polymerase II transcription
Cellular component (GO): nuclear body
Molecular function (GO): transcription termination site sequence-specific DNA binding; zinc ion binding; helicase activity
Source: RefSeq, a predicted model, not a curated record